CCCGGCGGGGGACGCGGGUCUCUGGGACGGGCAGGGCUCCAGCGGCCGCCGCGCUGGGGCAGCUCGGCACCCCCGGCCCCACGGGAUGAGCGCCCUGCGGGUACGAGGGUCGGGAGCUGAGUCUCGCCUCGUGCCUGUCUGCUCUUUCUCUCUUUUCUUCCAGACUGCUCUGUCUUGGGCUGGACGCGUUCCUCCUGCCUCCCGAAGCUGUGCUGGCAGGCUCCCUGCUUUCCCCUCGCAUUCCCGCUUCCCCCGGGGUUGGGCGCGUGCCCGCGGUGGCGGCCGGUGUUGGCCUCUGGGCGCAGCCCCCGGCCCCUCUUGGCAGCUUGGACCGUGCUUCUGCCCGGGCUGCCAGGGAGGUGCCCGGCGGCAUCCUUGUCCAUCUCUGCUGCUCUACAGCUACGGCUGUGAAAUCCUGGCGGGCAUGUCAGGGUGGGGAGAGCCACGCUGGGGCUGUGGCACACGCUGGAGCCGUGGCACACACCACUGCCCACACGCGUGGCACCCACGCAGGUGUUUGUGUUGCAGCCUCCCUCAAGUGCUUUCAUCUGCAGCGAAUGUUGAGGCAGACCGUGUAGUUAGGCUUUAUGGUGGAGUCAACAAAGCAGGUCUCUGCCCUCUGAGCUGGCUCUUGGGGGCUUUUUUGAAGGAAUCAACUUAGGGAACCUCAAGUAACCAGUCUUCAAGUUUUAGCUUGUCCUGCAUUUUGUUUGCCUCUGCUACUCUAAUGGCUGUGUUUCAUCUUCUAAUGAACACCUUCUGGAGUGCAGAGCUGUGUGCCUUCCCAGGGAGUUCCUCAGCUAGCAUGUACCCUGUUUGAGCGGCCUCUCCAAAACAAACGCGGUAACAGCACUUGUCUCUGGCACUAAGGUGUGCUUGUUCGGGAACUCACCAUGAGGUUCUUCCAAAUUGCUCCUUUACUCCUGAAGUGCAUUCUCAAAGACAGGGCUGUGAUAAGCAGCUGUUCUCAGUUUUGACCUCCAGAGGAUGGGCAGUGUUUUUCUUCUCAUUCACACCCUUUUUAACUCUGUCCGUCAGCCUUCCCCUCAAUUUCUUCUGUCCACUAGCUCUUCCAAGCCCAAUUUGGGAGGACAGUGCAGAGACCCAGGAGGCCACAUAAAACAGAAGACGUCCUCUCAGAGCCUCGGCUUGGGAGCCUUGCCUUCAGUGAAGGCAGGAGGGAUGGCAGUGCUGCUCUGGCUGUGCACUUUUUCAAGCGCUGUCAAGCACGAGGCAAGCUGAGCUGGCAUGUACUUUCCCCUCUGCUGUGAGGGGAAGGCGCAUAUGACGGAGGAAAUACAGCAAUACAGCUGUUCCAGAGCACUUCUGCCCUCUGUCCAGCGGGAGCACGUGAGGGGGGAGGACAGACGCAGAAAGGGAGAUUCAGGAAGAGAGUAUGGGGCGUUGGGGAGGGACGAGGGGAAGAGAGGAAAGCUACAAAUGGAAAGGAAAAGCUCUUUAUAUGUGCACAAAUCUUACUUAAAGAUCUGUUUAGCAAGAGCAAAUAGCCUAAAAUUAUGAAAUUGUAUCUCGAAUCCCUGUCAUUGUUCCUCCAGAAAGUGUGGCUUUUCUUUCCUUGAGUAUUAUGUGUGUCUUUCUGCCUCACUCUUUAGGCUCUUCAGCAUCCUCUGACCUCAAGCUGAGCAGGAUGUUGCCCUUAGCAUCUGCCUGUCAAAUGUGUAGUUCUCCAUGUUGUACAUGAAAUUAUUAUUUCCAUAGUUGGUUAAGGCAAGUUCCCGAGGAAUGUGAAGCAAGAGGCAUGCCAGUUCCUGUGGCUGGCCUUGACUGGAGUGCAGGCAUUUUGGGACAGGGGCUGUGCCUGGAGGCUGUGGUUACUCUAUGUGUUAUUUUGGCAGCUUAGGGAUUCUUCCCUCUGCUCCUGUCUCUCCCACCCUUAUGUCUUAUUGCUGUUCACCUGUUCUUCUGCCUGUGCUGCAUCUGCUUCAGCCUCUCUGAGUUAUCUGUGGGGUUGUGCUGAAAAGCUCAGAAGUCUGAGUAAGGAGUAAAAGAGAGCAGCUACUCCCUUGUCUGUAGAGAAGUACCCUCUCGGGCCUGUGCUGACUCUCCCCUGCAUCCUGCUUUGAGAUCCCUCACCUCAACAGCUAGGAAUUAAAGCAGUUGAAGCUCUCUAACUUUGUCCUAACUGCUGCUGCUGCCUUGCUGUUUCUUCUGAAAUGACACUUUUAACUUUCUCCAGGAUUGGUUUACUCUCUGAAUGGCAUCUGGUAGUAAGGCCCUGUCUUUGGGGACUGCAUGGCUACAAGACUACUAAACGUCCUUCUUUUUUUUUUUUUUCCCCAUGAAAAACCCAGUUACCUACCCCAGCAGGGUUUCACUGCUUUUUUACCUGUGUACUACUGAAAGUGUGCAUCUGAGAAAAGGUAUUGGCUAUAGAAGGAGCAGUUUCCCACCUGCGAUAACAGGAUUGUGCAACCUGGGAAAUGUUAUUGCAAUUUAAUUAACUUCAGAAAGUGUAUUCUGGACUGAAUUGACCAGACUUCCUUUUCUAUGCAAGCAUCUCCUGCUGGUGACCAGGUUUCUUAGCGAGAGCAGACAGAACUCAGCCUUCCACCAUGCCUGUGCCUCCCCCUCCAGCUCCCCCUCCACCCCCAACAUUGGCCUUGGCAAAUACUGAAAAGCCAUCUCUGAGCAGGUCAGAACAAGCAGGGAGAAAUGCUCUAUUAUCUGAUAUUACCAAAGGAAAAAAGCUCAAGAAGACUGUUACUAAUGACAGAAGUGCUCCAAUUCUAGACAAACCCAAAGGAUCUGGUGGAGGUGGUGGCGGUGGCUUUGGAGGAGGUGGCGGUGGCAGUGGCGGGGGUUUUGGUGGUGGCAGUGGUGGUGGCUUCAGUGGAGGUGGACCACCUGGCCUUGGAGGCCUUUUUCAAGCAGGAAUGCCAAAGCUCAGAUCUGCUGCGAGUCGAGAUGCUGACGCCGGGGGAGGCCGCCCGCCCGUCCUGCCGCCUGGAGGCCGCUCCGCCGCCGCCAAGCCCUUCUGCCCGCCGAGCGGCCCGCCGCGCUUCCCGGGGCCGCCCUCGGGGCCGCGCACCGCCGUCCCGGACCCGCAGAGGAGCCGCGUGCCGCCGCCGAGGCCCGACGCCGGCUCGAAGCCCGAGGCGGCACCGCCGCCGGUGCCCAGCACGCCCCGACCCAUCGCCUCCAGCCUGCACAACCGGGGGUCGCCGCCGGUACCGGGGCUGAACCGGCAGCCCAGCUUGGGGCCCUCGCCCCCGCCCUUCCCGGGCAGCCGGGGCGCGGGGUCGGCCGGGCCCCUCCGGCAGCCCGGCCCCGGCGCGGCGUCCCCGUUCUCGGGUCGGCCGCCGCUGCCGCCCACCCCGGGCCGGCCGGCGGAGGACAAGCCGCCGCCCCCGCCGCCGCCCCCCGCCGGGCACCGGCCGCCCGCCGCUCGGGAGGCGUCUCUGCCGCCGCCGCCGCCGCAGAACAGCAAGCCGCCCGUGCCCGCCGCCCCCCGGCCCGCCCUCGGCGCCCCGGCGCCCCCGCUGCCCCCCAGCAGGCCGGGGCCGCCCCCGGUCCCGCCCGCCCCUGCCGGCGGCGACGAGAUGCCGCGGCUGCCGCAGAGGAACAUCUCGCUGGGGUCGUGCCCGGCGCCCGGCGGGGGCCGCUCCGGACCGCUGCCCCCGCCGCCCGGCGAGAGGCCGCCGCCGCCCGUCAGAGACCCGCCCGGCCGCUCAGGCCCGCUCCCACCACCUCCUCCCAUAAGCAGGAACGGAAGCACUUCCAGGGCUUUGCCCACUACUCCCCAGCUGCCUUCCCGAGCAGGGCUGGACAGCCAGAGAGCUGGACCACGACCUCCGCUUCCCCCCGACCGGCCAGGCUCAGCAGCGCUGCCGCCACCACCGCCACCUUCAGCAGCUGUCAGAAACGGCUUCCAGGAUCCAGAUGAAUGGGAAAGCAGAUUUUCUUUUCAUCCGAUAUCUGAUUUGCCACCUCCAGAGCCAUAUGUACCCAUGAAUAGAAGUUAUCCCAGUAAACUAGCAAGAAAUGAAAGUAGAGGUGGGUCUGUCCGAAAAGAAAGAGGUGCCCCCCCGCUCCCACCGAUACCAAGGUGAAAUGGGUUCUGGCCCAUCUUUGGGUGACAUCUGUUCUCAAGUUUCCUUUGGGUCAGCUCUCCUGUCCACAUGACUGGAAAGUUGUCUGUCUUGAUUGAUUUCCACUUUUGGCUUGUCAGCUGGAACAAACUUCAGUCUCUAUUACAGAAGUAAUAGGUGUGGCUUAUGGACUAUAGUUGCUCAAAGCUAUGAGUUUUAUUCGCUUAUACUGCAGGCAUUUUGUGGACCUUACACAACGUACGUGCGUCAUGCUUACCGCAUCCAACCCUGUCCCCUGGAGAGCUCCAUGGGAGGUCUGGCUUUGAAUUUGAUAGAGCUUGAACGAAGCUGUUUCAUUCACUUUGGGUACAGUAGCUGUGUUAUUUUAAUGAUAAAGUAUUUGAUGUUUAAAAAAACAGUUGCUGGGUAAAAAGCAUAGCCAGGAGUCCCCUGGAUCCUUCUUUGCAUGCCUAACUCAGUCCAUCUGCUUCUGCAAGCCAUAGACCUACUACAUGGUGACAAAGAGUUCAUCUUUAACUUUUUCACUUAAGCUUAGUCAAGCAAAUCUUAAGCAAUGCACAGCACAUCCUGCCUCAAGGAUGGAGUGUCUCUGGCCUUGUUUUUAUCUGCAGAGAAUCUUCCAAAGAAAAGCACAAGUGAAGAAUUCAUCAGCAUAAAAAUAUGUAUAUUUUUUUAUCCCCUCUUUCCUAUUUUUUUAGUAGUGUUAUGUGUUCUGUGACCUAAUUCUUUCCUACUCUUACGUGGACCAACCCACAUCAUGUCAUCUGUACCCUGGAUUACUGUAAUGCCCUCUGCCUGAUACUGCAUGUGAAGAGUCCUCAGAAAGUAGUCUGGGUGCAAACGCAGCCUGUAGUUUCAGGCUCCUCCUGUAAAGCAUCACUAAUGCCAGUGCUCCACAGACUGCUUUCCAGUUGUUUCUUUGGUACAACUAAAUGAUGGGGUUUGAUUUAUAAAGCUUCUUGGCACUUAGGUAACAGAGAGCUUGUAUUUGACUUACCUUAUGGUAGAGCAGCCAAGGUGAAAAAUGUUCCUAAGUGAAAGCCCUUUGAUGUUCUGAAGGGGGUCCGAGGUUUGUGCAUUCAAGUGGGAGCAUCCAAAAUUUGGUGUCUGCACUGGUUCAAGAGAAAUGGAAAGAUCUGGUCUUCUGAGUUGGCCAUGAAGCCUGUCCUUUCAAACUUUGCUGAAAGGAGUCUCUACAGAGAACUGCAAGGCUUACAUUAAUAGAAGACAGAGUAAAGUAUUCUAACAUUGUGACAAGUGGUUAAUAUGUUUAAUGGCUUUUGAAUUUGUGUAUGAGAAAAGAGCUCAUUGUAUGAGUGAAUUUUACAAGUGGAUCUAAGUGUGUAUAAAAUGCCUUUGGAAAUUAAGGAAGAUUAUCAUUCUGGAUUUGAAAUAUUGGUGAAUGAUAGUUCUUUGUUAAUUGGACCUCUGAAGUUUAGCCCUGAAAAAUUACCCCUCAGUCUCAUCAGCAGUAUGUUUCUUCAGUGUGCUCCUUGGGAUCCCUGCCAAGCCUGUGUCAGCAGCCAUGCAUGGGUGUUGCUCAAAAAAACCCAAAAUAAAACAUAAAAACUAGUCAUGUAGGUUAAGAAAAUGUUUCUCUAGCAUGGGAGACAUGAUCCUAAGUACACUCUGUGGCUAGAAUGAGGUCAGUCCUUGAAAAUCUAGGGAAUUUAGCCAGAGAGUCUGGACCCUACUGAAAUGUCUGUGCAUAGGGCUUUUUGCUCUGUUUGUGAGUGGGGAGGGGCAGAUCCACUUUCUGCCUGGCAGCCUGGACAUCGCAUUGAAGGGGAUGAGACCAGAGUCAGAUUUGGCCAGAUCAAAUUUAAUUUGGUCUUUUCAGUGUUUGUUUACAAAAUCUUGUUAGCUGUGAUAGCAUUUGAUCAUGUACCUGUUUUUUACAGUUUUAUAUCUAAUGACCUAUUUUAAGUUACUGUUUAUGGUCUUGAACCUGCAAUUAAAUGCGCAGGCGCAGGGAUGUAUCUACAUCCAGUUGCAGGAUCGUGGCUGUAAGAGUUUCUUAAACAGAUAUUGGUGGGACCUCCAUGUGACAGGUGCACCUUGGGAUCAAACCUGGCACAAUGCUGAAUUUGUAUAUGUAUUUUAUGGAUGUCACUUAAACAAAGUGCCUAUCUCUUUUGGAUAUUAUUUUGUGAAUAGAAGUCCAAAUAAGAUUUUUAGGAUAAUAACUUAAAGGAUAAAUUAUUGUAUUCAUAUUUUAAAACCGAAGUACAGAAUAACUUUCUAAGGAAAAAUAUUUUGAAUUCAAGAAUACAGUAUUUUCAAUACCUUGACCUGCCAAAUCCUUGUUAAUAUCCAAAUAGCUAUGCAGCCAAAAAAAACCCCCAGCCCUCCAGAAAUUAUAUCUUUUUUAUAACUUAGCUGCUUCCAACAUGACUGUUUUAUUUUGAUAAGUCAAUGAAAAUGCUGCCCAAUGUUCUGCCACCUCUCUGUAUCAUAGAAAUUAUCCUGUAUUUGAUCUUUUCAGCAAGGUUUUCUGACCAGAAAUCUGGACCACUACCAAAGACUUGGAAAACCAGCUUCAGUUUCACUUUAAAAUGUGCCAUGUAAAAGGCCCCCAGUUAACAAGCCAAGAAUCUUGAGCUGCUUAGGUUUUAGCAAUUCUUUUUUUUUUUAGAGAUGUUUGGCAUACAUGUAAAAUAUCUUAACACUGCAGAAAGAGGCAUUUUUGUUCACAUAACAACAGCGUUUCCAUUUAUAUGUUUUGCUGUAAAAGUCCUUAGAUAUAUUCCAGAACAAUGCAGCCUUUUAUCAUUCAAUAUAUUGCUUCAUGUAGCAGUAGCUAUUUACAAUAUGAUCAGUAUUAAAAUAUUUAUUUCACUAUGAAGUGUUAAAAAAGAGUAAUACAAAACAGAUUGAAUCAAUGGUGCCUUAUGACUUUUUUAGUCAACUUUUCUGUGUCUCAAUAGAAGAAUUAAUAGAUGUUGCUCUUCCAGGUCCUAACAUAAACAGUGCCGACAGUAGCAUUUUACGGUGUUUGAGCCAAGCCCUGCUGUUGUUAUGUGCUUGAUCUGCUAACUCCAGGUGGAGCUCAGUGUAUGGAGAGACCACUGGAUCAGUGUGUGUUGGUGAGGUGUAUGUGGGCCCUGGUUGGCUUCACAAGCAAUUGCUGGGAUUGCUCUGAAAAUUUAGACCUGUCCCAAAACCAGUGUCUGACACUGCUGCCCACACAGCCCAGCUGAUUUCAGUGUGGUUGCAUAGGUUACAGAACUAAAUUUGGUUCACUGCCUGCAUAUCAGAUUUGCUGGGUUUGUUUCAAUGGCAUUGUAUUACAAACCUUCACACCUCAUCUUCUAAUGUUAUUGCUAAGGCUCAGACUGCGUGACAACAGCCACGGAUGUUCAUUUUUGUUUAAUUCAACUCCGUAAAUAAAAUGAGAAUAAUUUUGUACCAUGUAAAAAUAAUUUCUGCUCUAUAUUUUUGGAAGAAAAGCACAUGUUAUGUUUGUUAUGACUUUCUGCACCAGCUGUUGUGUGAAGAGGUCACAGUGAUGAAUGUUCAGAGUUGUUAAAGGAAACUCAGCUUGUGAUUCAGGAAGUGUAUAUUUCUGUAAAUGAAAUAAAUAACAUUGCAAAGUUCUUGUUUAAAAGCCAGCGUUUCCCAACACUAAAAGAAUCAUAAGGAUUUUUUUUUUUCUGCAAGACAGAACUGUGAAAGAAGUUCCUUUUAUUGUCAUUUUAAAAACUGGUAGUUUCUCCUUGCAGCAUCAACUGUUUACAGGACACUUGUAGAAGCAGAUCUGUCUUGGAGCAGAGGAUAAAGGAGCCAAACUGCUAUCAUGCCUCACAUGUAUUGUAACAAAACAAUUUUCUGUGCAGAAGUAUGGAAAUAGAAAGGGUACUUUUUGCCUUGGAAGAAAAGAAUGGAGUUAAGUGAUCAAACCAAGAUUAUUGUAAGCAGAAUGUCAAAUGUUGAGAGACCUAGAGAGGGCCCCUUGGCCACAGGACGCUGGAAAAGAGAAGAUUGCUCAAGGAAAUAAAAACCAAUUGGCUGAAUGUUGUUACCAGUACUAGAGUAAAAAUUAUGGUAUAAAAUAUGCAUGUUUGUAGUUCCACAUCACAGUGGUGUCAACAGCUUUGUCUCACAGCUGGGUGCAAACAACCUGUUACAGCGGUACAUUGACUCCAUGUAACACAGAUUGUGUGAGCUUUAAUCUUUCAAACAGUAUUCACCAGAAAAUAAGGAGAAUCUCUCACCUAAGAUAUCCAGGAGCACAUUAAGUGCAAAUUCAUGGAAUGGUUCUUCAUGUACAUUGGAAGAAAACAGGGACCUUGUAGCCUGUAGGAUGGAUGUGUUUGGACCAUUCAGUUAAAAGGUAAACUGGAGCAUUGGCAAAGAGAGGAGUAUUGGAGUAACUCAGGCAGAAGCAGGGCAUGUGUAUAUGGUCUCAGUGAGUAUGCAGCAGGUGGGUGUGCUGACUAAAAAAGAAAAAAUGGAAACUACAUAUCUUAAAAAAGGGAGUAACCGUUUCUGUGUGUUGCCAUUUUGAAAUACAGUGUCUGUGAUAAAUAUUCCUUAGUGUAAACUAAUGCGUGCAGAGGAAGACAUCUAAAUUUGGACUUCCAAAGCCACACAAGAGAGAGGGAAACAUAAAAUAGGCUGAGCAGAAAGUAACAUUUCUAUCAGAUGCUUAAAGUUUGAGCUUUUUAUAAAAUAUUAAUCUGGUUCUGUGAAAUUUUUUGCUUAACAUGUAUUUUGUAAGUGAUUUUGUUCUCCUUAUUUUUCUGUCCUAUACCAAAUAAAUUUUACUUUUAUUUAA
This is a messenger RNA of Corvus hawaiiensis (hawaiian crow), 8847 nucleotides long. It is a transcript of the gene WIPF1, whose product is annotated as WAS/WASL interacting protein family member 1. NCBI's taxonomy places the organism in Eukaryota, Metazoa, Chordata, Aves, Passeriformes, Corvidae. The coding region runs from base 2574 to 4070 and encodes 498 amino acids. The transcript has 9 exons. Gene Ontology annotation, molecular function: actin binding. The record is from RefSeq and is a predicted model, not a curated record.